ACUGCCGACGACACGUCGCCCACCCAUCGUCCUCCACCCACCAACAAUGCUCUCCUCGGCCCUCAGACGCUCUUUAGCUCGCCACUCGGCUUUCCCAAGUCGCCGCCUAUACUCUUCCUCUUCUGAAUCGACCCAAAAGAAAGCACAAGACACGCUGGCGAGUGCCCAAAAAAACGCAAAUAAGCUCUGGGAGAGCAGCAAGAAGUACCUGGACCCUCUUGCUGAGAAAGCGGGGCAGCUGUUGGGGUCGUACAAACAACCACUACUAUACAACCUCGCUGUAACUAAAGAAGUCCUCAAGCAAAUCUACGUCGCUGAAGGACUGCAACCACCGACGCUCUCAGCCGUCCGACAGGCUUACGAGUCGAUUUGGUACCAAGUCUCUCGAAGCGGUGCGUUGGGCAGGUUGGUCCGGGAUGGGGAGGCUGCGCGGGUGGGCAUUUAUGGACUGCAGGCGUAUGGGAUUUUUAAGAUUGGAGAGAUUGUGGGACGACGGAGUCUCGUUGGCUAUGACCUCCAUUAGAUGUCGUGUCUUUUAGACAAUGGCGUAGAUGAAUAGACGAUUUUUCCUGUU
This is a messenger RNA of Laccaria bicolor S238N-H82, 574 nucleotides long. RefSeq lists its product as uncharacterized. The transcript has 3 exons. Gene Ontology annotation, molecular function: proton transmembrane transporter activity. Bases 47 to 523 code for a protein of 158 amino acids. The record is from RefSeq and is a predicted model, not a curated record. Gene Ontology annotation, biological process: proton motive force-driven ATP synthesis. Lineage: Eukaryota; Fungi; Basidiomycota; Agaricomycetes; Agaricales; Hydnangiaceae.